CUGUUACAGAGCGCGCUAGGCCUCCUAGCUGCUAGCUUAUUGUCACAUGUCCAUUUUCUCCCUCACAUGACCAGUUGUUUGGCCCCGUGAUCGUCUUGUAGAUUUCUGAUUCGUUUGAAGUCGGUUACAGCUUUCAACCACAUGGAUUUGAUAGGUACCACUUUAGAUACAGGCACACCCGAUAAAUCAGACUCGGACCUUGAGAAAGAUCCCACCGUUGAAAUUGUACAUGGUGAUGGUGAUAACGGUGUCAGUGGCGCUGAUGACGGUUCACCAGUAAUGCCAGGAAGUAAUUUUGGUGACAAUAUUCAGUAUCAAUUUCGUACGGACAACAACGGACAAGGUCAGGUGACAUACCGUGUAGUACAAGUAAAUGAUGGAGGUAGUCCUAACGCAAUGAAUGUUGUAACGACUACGUCUUUCCCUCAAGGACAGCAGGCUGUCACACAGGCUGUUAUCCAGAGUCCGUUCAAUGGCGACAGCCCAAACUCAGAAACACAAACCGGCGAAACGAGGUUUACAUACUUUCCAGCAGCAGCUGUCAAUAACGACGGUAUCGCAUCAUCUGGGACAUCAGCAGCAGCGUCCACAAACUCGGAGGGAUCCAUUGCUCAAGCAGGAGGUCAAUUUUAUGUGAUGAUGUCACCUCAAGACGUGUUACAGAAUGCGACUCAGAGAACAAUUGCUCCCAGGACGCAGUAUACUCCAAAGUUAGAUACUGGAAGAACUGCCAGGGAUGAGCGCCGAAGAGCCACACACAAUGAGGUGGAGAGGCGACGUAGGGACAAGAUUAAUAAUUGGAUUGUAAAGCUUUCAAAGCUAGUGCCUGACUGCAACCAGGACCACACAAAGCAGGGACAGCAAAGCAAAGGGGGAAUCCUCAGCAAGACAGUAGAUUACAUCCAGGAUCUGCGCAAUGCAAAUUCACGAAUGGCUGAAACCAUUAAGGAAACGGAACGACUCUCUGUUGAUAAAGAACUUCUGCGGCAGCAGGUGGAGGAACUAAAACACGAGAACCAGCUCCUCAGAGCCCAGGUGCAGCAGAAUGCUAUGGACAUUACCAAUUGAAACCCUAUUCCACUUAUAAACUUUGUACAAAUUUGAUGGCAACAUUUAAUAUGAGGUGAAUUUGAAUCAUUUGAAGAACUUGCAGAUGAUAGCCAAAGCAGAGCUCUAUUUUAUGAUGGUUGUCAAGCCUUUUCAUUGGCUGAAUUGUCAACAAGCAUUCUCGUAUCUGGAUGUUAUUAUAUUGAUCAUUAUUCUUCUGAAUAUCACCUUGUCGUCUGUAUAUAAUACAGCAGCUGGAUUUCUAUGUUGCCAGUGAAAUCAAAUAAAAACUGGUAUAAUGAAUCGAAAGUCUCCUAACUAAAAGUUUAGAAUAAUUAAUUUCUUUGUAAAUAAUACAGUUGAUAAAUUACUGAGUAAAGUGAAGUAAGUUCUUUGAAUAAAAUAUAACUCUUUACUUCAUUUUUAAUUGAUUAAUUCCUGUGUGUUAAAGAACAAUUUUGUAAUAGAGAUAACACUAUGACUAGAUUGAUUGCUUGUUGUUAAGAAUAUUUAUUAUAUAAAAACAAGUGGAGAUUACACAUGAGUAAUUACACGCAGAUUACACGGCUGUGUAUUCAGGGUCUUCACAUAAGAGGCACCACCGACUCAUUUACUCAUAACCUCACAGGCUCAUUAUUGGGAUUUUAUUUAAUUUUUGGCUAUAAUAUCAUAAUUCUUUGUUUCAGACAACAUGAGUCCAUGUGCAUAUAAACAAAGAGUAUAAGAAUGAAUAAAUAAUUAUAAAGACUGUAACAAGACCAUAAUAUAUAUUAUAUUAAUAUGCAUAUUACAGUAAUAAUCUAUCUGGAAAUGAAAAUCAUUUUAUAAGACAUGUACAGUUAUAGGUAUUUAUACUCUGUUGAUACUUUGCUACUCUAGAAACUGUGUGCUUCCAGUCGGAAGUCGUGGGUUCAAAUCUGAAGCAGAACACUUGGUUUUGUCCUAUUAUCCACAAGGUCUCUCCAUCCAAGAAUGUAAGUGGGUACUCAGUAGUUUAUAUUACCAUUGUUAUUAGCUGCAGUAUUAUGGAUUUCUCCUCAUAUGGAGCUGAGUAUUUGUUCCAAAUUGUUCCAUCCAGUGACAGUGUUAACAGGGAGAUUUUUGUUUGUGAUCAUGGUACAUGGUUCCAGAGUCUCCCGGAAAUAGGGAUGGCCUCCUGCACUCUCGCAUGGAAGCCCGAAUCUCCCGGAAAAUAAUACAUCUCCCGCAAAUUCAUAAUAUUUUUCAUGUUUUUACUGAUUUAUUAUCAAUUGUCUCGCGGAAAUCAGUGCCAACGGGUAUCGCCAUGCGCAGAAAGAAAGCUCAUUUGAUCUCAUGGAAGCGACUUCCCAACUUGACCCCUGAUGGCAUGACCUAGGAUAUAAUGUCAUAUGGAGUCAUCUGAGCAUGACAAUUUGAGUUCUUGUUCUUUUAGAAUUUGAGGAAUUAAUUUUGGCUGUGUGCUGUGUACGAUAUUCAUGGCCAAGUGAAUGUUUCCUGAGGUCACGUUGAGGUUCUACAUUCAAACGUAUCCUAAUAUAAAGUGCAUAAAAACCUUGAUAUGAUGAGCUAUAUACAAUAUGAUAUGAUUAUCAUCAAUUUUAUUUCAUUACAUCAAACCAAACACACAACAAUGUUCAAUCAAAAGAUGUCAAUAAUUACUAUUUGAUAUUUACAACAUGAAGUAUUUACCAAUCAAUGUGAAAUCGUGUUGUUUUGCCCUCUGGCUAUUACAAUGAUUUUGGAUCAUGUUCAAAAUUUAAAUGAAGAAUAUAUAUAAUUUAAACUUAAUACUUAUUUCAUUUUUGAAAUUUAUAACAAUUGAGAUGAAUAUUUCAUUCAAUAUUUGAAAAAUGUUGCCUUUACUACAAUAGUAGGGUUUAUGUUUUUAUGUUGUUUAUUAUUGAUUGAAUUUGAUAAAUUAAAUAUAGUGACUUGGCAAAGCUAGUUGACUGUUUUUAAUGUGGUUAAAUUGUGACUCAAUUGCAAGGCACACCUCGCACUGAUUCAUUUUUGUACUUGCCCUGUUUUCAACUGAAAAUUGUUUUUUUUUACAUAUAAAACUUGAGUAAUUGUUUUAAUUGCGAAUGAUUGUAGGAUUUUAAAAUUUAAUUUUUGAAUUCAUUAAUGAUUGUUUUUUUAGCCUUUAUGUAUUUUGCUUCUUCUUCAAACUCGCGAAGGAGUUACGUUAUCAGUGUAAUCUUUUUUGUGCUAUUUCUGAGUUAGAUCUUGUGUGGUUUAGCCCUGUAGGCAGCUAUCUCCUGUACGGAUUCUCAUUUUUAUGUCCAUAAAACUCUAUGAAAAUGUGUAAAGAAAAUAUGUGAAUAAAAAUAAAAUUUUAGUUACACUGCAAA
This is a messenger RNA of Anneissia japonica, 3380 nucleotides long. RefSeq names its product upstream stimulatory factor-like. Gene Ontology annotation, biological process: regulation of transcription by RNA polymerase II. The record is from RefSeq and is a predicted model, not a curated record. The coding region runs from base 142 to 1068 and encodes 308 amino acids. The transcript is spliced from 7 exons. Gene Ontology annotation, molecular function: DNA-binding transcription factor activity, RNA polymerase II-specific; RNA polymerase II cis-regulatory region sequence-specific DNA binding; protein dimerization activity. Lineage: Eukaryota; Metazoa; Echinodermata; Crinoidea; Comatulida; Comatulidae.